AUGGCAGUUCCAAAAAAGCGCACUUCUAUAUCAAAAAAAAAAAUUCGUAAGAAUUUUUGGAAAAAAGGGGGAUAUUGGACAGCAUUGAAAGCCCAUUCAUUGGCUGAAUGUAUUUUUACAGAUAAAUCCACAAGUUUUUUUUAUACAGAUAAACGCAAUAAAUCAAAAGGUUUUUUUUGUAACAUUACAGAUAAACCCAAAGGUUUUUUUGUAACAAAGAAAAAUGUUGAAUUGGAAUAA
Trifolium pratense (red clover) is the source of this 240-nucleotide messenger RNA. NCBI's taxonomy places the organism in Eukaryota, Viridiplantae, Streptophyta, Magnoliopsida, Fabales, Fabaceae. The record is from the annotation of a RefSeq genome assembly.